Molecule: messenger RNA, 3479 nt
Organism: Strigops habroptila (Kakapo)
Lineage: Eukaryota; Metazoa; Chordata; Aves; Psittaciformes; Psittacidae
Gene: CSTF3
Product: cleavage stimulation factor subunit 3
Exons: 20
Coding region: 220-2259 (679 amino acids)
Biological process (GO): mRNA 3'-end processing
Cellular component (GO): nucleus
Molecular function (GO): mRNA binding; protein binding
Source: RefSeq, a predicted model, not a curated record
GCUCUCCCCACCCCGCCUUUUUCCCCCGCCCUGCUGACGGCCGGGCCGGAGGCGCCACGCCGCCAUUUUAUCGCUAUAGCUGCUGGGGCUCCGCGCCGCGGCCGUUGGCGCGACCGGUGGAGCGGGCCGCGGCCGCGGCGGCAGCGCCGGGCGCUUUUUAAAGGGGUUUUUAAUCUGCCUGGGGGGGGAGGGUGUCUCUGUGCCCUGUUUUAACACACUAUGUCCGCAGACGGAGCCACCGGCGACCAGACUGCCGAAUAUGUCCCAGAAAAAGUGAAGAAAGCUGAAAAGAAACUAGAAGAAAAUCCAUAUGACCUUGACGCUUGGAGCAUUCUCAUUCGAGAGGCACAGAACCAACCCAUAGACAAAGCACGGAAGACCUAUGAACGCCUUGUUGCCCAGUUCCCCAGUUCUGGCAGAUUCUGGAAACUGUACAUUGAAGCAGAGAUUAAAGCAAAAAAUUAUGACAAAGUGGAAAAGUUAUUUCAGCGAUGCCUUAUGAAGGUUUUACACAUUGAUUUAUGGAAAUGUUACCUUUCCUAUGUACGAGAAACCAAGGGGAAGCUCCCUAGUUACAAAGAAAAAAUGGCUCAGGCAUAUGAUUUUGCUUUGGAUAAGAUUGGCAUGGAAAUCAUGUCAUACCAGAUCUGGGUGGAUUACAUCAAUUUUUUGAAAGGCGUAGAAGCAGUAGGAUCUUACGCAGAAAACCAGAGGAUAACAGCUGUCCGUAGGGUUUACCAGCGUGGUUGCGUGAAUCCAAUGAUAAACAUAGAACAGCUCUGGAGAGAUUAUAACAAAUACGAAGAGGGCAUCAAUAUUCACUUAGCUAAGAAGAUGAUUGAAGACAGGAGUAGAGAUUAUAUGAAUGCACGACGUGUAGCAAAGGAAUAUGAGACAGUGAUGAAAGGUCUGGACCGCAAUGCUCCCUCUGUCCCCCCACAAAAUACCCCCCAAGAGGCUCAGCAAGUAGACAUGUGGAAGAAGUACAUCCAGUGGGAAAAGAGCAAUCCUCUGCGUACAGAAGAUCAAACUCUCAUAACAAAAAGAGUUAUGUUUGCCUAUGAGCAAUGCCUUUUGGUUCUGGGACAUCACCCAGAUAUCUGGUAUGAAGCUGCACAGUACCUCGAGCAAUCUAGUAAACUGCUAGCCGAAAAAGGGAGUCGAAUGAAGUAUGAGAAAGUACACAGCAUAUAUAACCGGCUCCUGGCUAUUGAAGACAUUGAUCCCACUCUGGUCUAUAUCCAAUAUAUGAAAUUUGCAAGGCGAGCAGAAGGCAUAAAAUCUGGAAGAAUGAUAUUUAAGAAAGCAAGAGAGGAUGCCCGGACCCGCCAUCACGUCUACGUUACAGCAGCUUUAAUGGAGUAUUAUUGUAGUAAGGAUAAGUCUGUGGCCUUUAAGAUAUUUGAGCUAGGACUGAAAAAAUACGGGGACAUUCCAGAAUAUGUACUGGCAUAUAUCGACUACCUUUCUCACCUUAAUGAGGACAAUAAUACAAGGGUUCUGUUUGAACGUGUUUUAACUUCAGGGAGCCUUCCACCUGAGAAAUCUGGGGAAAUCUGGGCUCGGUUUUUAGCUUUUGAAAGUAACAUUGGUGAUCUGGCUAGUAUACUGAAAGUGGAAAAACGGAGGUUUACAGCAUUCAAGGAAGAAUAUGAGGGUAAAGAAACAGCUCUGCUGGUAGACAGGUACAAAUUCAUGGAUUUGUACCCUUGCUCUGCUAGUGAACUGAAGGCCCUUGGAUAUAAGGACGUCUCUCGUGCCAAGCUGGCAGCUGUAAUUCCAGACCCUGUGGUUGCACCUUCCAUCGUGCCUGUUCUCAAAGAUGAGGUGGACAGAAAACCCGAAUAUCCAAAACCGGACACUCAACAAAUGAUUCCAUUUCAGCCACGACACUUAGCACCUCCAGGUUUACAUCCCGUCCCAGGCGGUGUGUUUCCUGUUCCACCAGCAGCUGUAGUUCUCAUGAAGCUUCUGCCACCUCCUGUUUGCUUUCAGGGUCCCUUUGUUCAAGUGGAUGAGCUCAUGGAGAUCUUUAGAAGAUGCAAACUGCCAGACACUGUUGAUGAAGCUGUGCGGAUAAUUACCGGAGGCCUACCUGAAAUAGCUGUGGAAGGCAAUGGACCUGUGGAAAACAACGCUAUGCUCAGCAAGGCCGUUAAGAGGCCACACGAGGAUUCUGACGAUGAUGAGGAGAAAGGAUCUGUAGUUCCCCCUGUACAUGACAUUUACAGAGCACGACAGCAAAAGCGAAUCCGGUGAAACAAGUUUGGAGUUCUACUGUGAUAGACAAAGACUUGCAUUGAGUCCGUCAGUCUCUUAAAAGUCAAGCAUUUAAAAGGGACAGCUGCAAACAAAAGUAAAUCUUGAAAAUGGUUUUGUUACUGUGGUGCCUCUUUUCCCCUAUGGUUCUUGAUCCGAAAACAGCCAGAACAACCUUAGAAUGUGCUCUGAACAAAUCAAGGUUUUCAGAACCAGAAGUGCAAAAUGUCAAAACUGCAUUUUGUUCUUCAAGGGUGUUCACAUCUACCACUUGAGAUCUGGUGGGUUUUCAACAGUUUUAUUUUAAAAACUGGAUGGCUUAUACUUGUGAAGCAUUUUUAAUUCACAUUUUCUGGAAAACAGUUGUUCUCAGUUUGUUCAUGUAGUUCCUGCCUUAUUGUUCAUUUUUAUUUAUGGCAGAAUGUAUGGAAUCUGUUUUGUAGUUGAAAAUGGAAAGAAACAUUCCUUUAAAAUAAAAGGAUAUCCAUAAUGUCAUGCCUCAUUCUGGUUUUAUUCAAACACAACAAGUUACUUCUUAAAUAUGACUCAGCCACUUCAAAAGCAAUGUUAUUAAGACCAUCACAGGAAAUUGAUCAGAGCAUACAUAUUAGAAUUAGCUUUUUUUUCCAUUUUUCUAGAGGAUACAGUAUACUUUUGCUUUUAAUUCCAUGACUGUUUAAAGAAGACAGCAUCGUAAGACAAACUGGGUACGUAUUUCUAAUGUGGAUUGUCCAGGAGUACUAGCUCACACAGUCUGUUCCUGGAUAACUGCAUUGGUCUUCCACUUAAGGUACAAAGCUAAAUGUUAAUAUAUUAGCUACACAGUUUAACCUGGUAUUAUCAAACAAGCUAACAAAACCACUAUAUGAACUUCUGAAGCAGUUUCUAUGCAUACUGUAGAUUUUUAACUUGUAACAGGCUAUUCAGAACUGCACUCAUCGUGCUGAGACCUUAAGAAUCCCUGUGGACUACAGGACAUUCAGACACCCAGACAAGUUGAAAGACAUUCCCACCACCAGCAGCAGAGAUGACACCAGUCAGUGCUCCCGUCUACUGGACUAAAAGGUGAAACAGCCUAUGUGUAACCACAGAACUACAUUGCCAUGGAGGUAAUGUCUGGCCUUACCAGUCACAGAAUUUCUUUUUUGCUUUGCCACUUAAUCAUAUCUCCCUAUUUCUUUUAAAGAGGAUGUAGAGAAACUAUUUGUCAACCACUCUCA